UCUCGGGUGUAAAGUUUUGACGCAAUUUUCCAAACAAAUAUUCCACUCAAGUCAUCGGGAUGAAUCGGCAUGUUUUCGUAGUUUCAUAACUAUCCAUAAGUAUAAUACGUCAUGAGGUGUCCAUCAUUCCAUCUCAGUCCCUCUCGACCGAGGUGGUUUUAGUGGAUGGAAUCUCACGCUGACCGUUUGAGUUUUUCCUUGAAGCGUUCAUGUGGAAACUUUCAUCUCUUUUCUGUUAAAAUUUCUCAAGAAACUCGCGAUGACGAGUUUUAACAGUGAAAAUGUGACUUCAAUACUGAUACAGGCUUCCAUUUGGGCCGUCAUGAUUGGAAUAUUAUCCGUAAUUAUUUUGGCAUUAGUGGUUUUCGCUCUUCGAUUCUACGUGCGAAGAAAAUCUAAGAAUGCGCUUCCACACCUCCGAUCUGCAGGAGGUAAGGGAGAACAUUUCCGACCUGUUGUAGUGGGAUUUUUUCACCCCUACUGUAAUGCAGGAGGUGGAGGAGAAAGAGUUCUAUGGACAGGUAUUCGUGCUCUUCAAAACCGCUACAAUUUUGUUCGCUGUGUUGUGUACACGGGUGACUCCUGCGUGACUGGGAAGGAAAUUCUCCGAAAAGCGGAACAACGCUUCAACAUUUCGUUACCUCGAUCAGUAGAGUUUGUGUUCUUGAAGAAGAGACGCUGGGUCGAAGCGAGUACGUAUCCACGUUUCACCCUCUUGGGACAGAGCUUUGGAUCUAUGAUUCUUGGCUGGGAAGCCUUGAACUCUUAUCUGCCAGACAUAUUUGUGGACACCAUGGGCUAUGCCUUCACUCUGCCAAUGUUUCGCUAUCUCGGGGGAUGCCAGGUUGGUUGUUACGUUCACUAUCCUACCAUCAGCACUGACAUGUUGUCACGUGUAGGUGAUCAAACGGUUUCCUACAAUAAUGCGGCUUAUAUUAGUAACAGUCGCGUCCUUAGCACAGUCAAGUCGAUUUAUUAUUGCCUGUUUGCUGUGUUGUAUGGUUUGGCUGGCUCAUGUGCUGAAGUUGUCAUGGUGAACUCGACAUGGACCUACGGCCACAUUGCAUCAUUGUGGAGAAGGAAGGACCGGACAUCAAUAGUCUACCCACCCUGUGACACUAAAGCUUUCCUUGAGCUGCCUAUGAAGGUUGAUAGUGUUGCCGCUGAUGAUGAAGGUGAUGAUGACAGCAUCCAGUCCAUAGUGUCAGUGGGACAGUUCAGACCAGAAAAAGACCACCCACUCCAAAUAGAGUCCUUUCAUAAAUUCCUCAAAUGCAAAAUGGCCAAAGACAGGCACAAGUAUAGGCUCAUUCUUGUUGGAAGCUGCCGAAAUGAAGAAGACAAAAAAAGAGUUGAUUCUCUUAAGAAGUUGGUUGCAAAGCUUGAGAUCAAAAAGAAUGUUGAAUUUGCCUUGAAUGUUUCCUUUGAUAAGCUCAAAUCUUAUCUUGCUGAAGCCACCAUAGGUCUGCACACUAUGUGGAAUGAACAUUUUGGUAUUGGUGUUGUUGAGUGUAUGGCAAGUGGUGCCAUUGUCUUGGCUCAUGACUCAGGGGGCCCUAGAAUGGACAUUGUCAUUGAAUGGGAAGGAAAACCAACAGGAUUUCUAGCAAGUGACAAAAAAAGCUAUGCCUCUGCAAUGGAAACAAUAUUUUCCCUUUCUCUAGAGGAGAGGAAUGUUAUCCGUUGCAAUGCAAGAAACAGCGUUAGCAGAUUUUCAGAGAAAACCUUUGAGAAUGGAUUCCUUCAAUGCACUGAACCCUUAUUUAUGGGUGCAUGAGUCUAUCCUCGCUGGAUGUAAUAUUCAUGUACUUUCCUGCAUCAUUGAUCUUUUCGAUGUGUACCUUGAUGAGGGUUUAACCAAUUCUCAAAAGUCCACAAAAAUUUUUGUUAUCACACGAAGAAAGAUUUAACAUAUUUAUCAUAUUCAUGGGAAAAACAAAUAGAUUAUUUUUGCCUUUGAGGUUUCAAACCUUAGUCCCUGUUUUCAAUUUUGUGGGUCCAUGCUCCACCAACUUAGCAACAAAGAACUGAAAAACUUAACCCUUAAACUCUCAAGAUCUGAUUGUGAAUUCUCCCCUCUAGCUGCUACACAUUUCCUUGUAAAUAAGUUCUGGGAAUCUUGAGUUGGAUUAGGAUAAAAAUUUCUACUUGAUAAGUUUGAGUACUCUGGUUACCUGUUUGCUGGAUUAUGUAUGGACAUGAUAGGGAGAACUUUCAUCUCAGUUAGGGACGAAUAAAUGGAGGUCCCAUCUCCUGCAGGGUUGGGGCAGGAGACGUUAAUUUCCCACACACGA
This is a messenger RNA of Stylophora pistillata, 2294 nucleotides long. Its product is annotated as GDP-Man:Man(3)GlcNAc(2)-PP-Dol alpha-1,2-mannosyltransferase. Gene Ontology annotation, molecular function: GDP-Man:Man(3)GlcNAc(2)-PP-Dol alpha-1,2-mannosyltransferase activity. Lineage: Eukaryota; Metazoa; Cnidaria; Anthozoa; Scleractinia; Pocilloporidae. Gene Ontology annotation, cellular component: endoplasmic reticulum membrane. Gene Ontology annotation, biological process: protein N-linked glycosylation; dolichol-linked oligosaccharide biosynthetic process. The record is from RefSeq and is a predicted model, not a curated record.